AGAUAUGUGAUUUAAAGCAAACAUGCUUACCAUCAAAAAGCGGAGUAGGUGACCCUUACCCAGGGGUAUACAAAUAUAUGAACGUGACUUACGAAUGUCUUAUCCUAGGAGGAUGGGGAAUUUGGGAACCAUUUGGUGAUUGCUCGGCCACAUGUGGAAAGGGAAUCCAGUCAUUUCAGAGGAAAUGCAAUAACCCUGUUCCGGAAACUAAUGAAACAUACUGUAUUGGUGAUCACAUACAGCACUUAGAAUGUGACGCAAGUCCAUGUGAAGGAAGCUGGGGAUGUUGGCAAGCAGUAGGACAUUGUUCUCAUUCUUGUGGAAAUGGUACCAAAUUGAAGGUUAGAGAAUGCAAUAAUCCUGUUCUAACCAAUGAAGGAACUUAUUGUGAAGGCGAAAAUACAACGUUGGAAUGGUGUAAUCUACGCGAAUGCCCUGUUUACAAAUGGGGGCACCUGAAGAAUCUUAAUCUGACUAUAACGGAGCUGAAAGAAAUAAUGAAAGAAGAGAUAAAUGAACUUAAAACAAACUUGACUGUGGACAACAAAAACACAUCAUCCGCCAUUAGACGAAGAAUCUCAGCACGGGACGACAGACCUUCUGCUGCAUCAUUUGGGUAUUUAGGUGCAGUAUUGUUGGCAACACCAAUUUUAUUAAUGAUAUGCUUGGACUUCAACCGUCUGUUUCCAGAAUGUGUGAAGAGGAGAAUUGCAAAAAAACUUAAAAGAGAAGAGUUCACCAAUAAUACAACGUAGCCGUUUUCAUGUAUGGCAUGCAAGAUUGAUUGAGUUAUCUGUAAACUGUAACGAGUUAUCAAUACUUGAUAAACAUUUGUAAUAGUAGUAUUGUGUAAUAUUUGUUAUAUUUUGCGCUUAUAAACAUUGUAAUAAAACUAACUAAAAUAA
Mytilus californianus (California mussel) is the source of this 905-nucleotide messenger RNA. Its product is annotated as hemicentin-1-like. The transcript has 4 exons. Lineage: Eukaryota; Metazoa; Mollusca; Bivalvia; Mytilida; Mytilidae. The record is from RefSeq and is a predicted model, not a curated record. The coding region runs from base 78 to 755 and encodes 225 amino acids.